This is a messenger RNA of Leptopilina boulardi, 1441 nucleotides long. Its product is annotated as leucine-rich repeat-containing protein 15-like. The record is from RefSeq and is a predicted model, not a curated record. NCBI's taxonomy places the organism in Eukaryota, Metazoa, Arthropoda, Insecta, Hymenoptera, Figitidae. Bases 17 to 1402 code for a protein of 461 amino acids. Gene Ontology annotation, molecular function: protein binding. The transcript has 2 exons.
CAGAUAAUAAAAAAAAAUGUUGGAUAUUUUUACCAAACUUGUGAUUCUCAGUUUUUUCGUUAUAUUUUCUGAAUGUAACAAUGUGGCGAAUGUGAUAAAGAAAAAUUCUCUUCAAAUUCCAACUGGACAAUGUGAUAAAAUGGAAAAAAAUGUCACACUAAAAUUAUCAAAUACAAAUUCAAAAAAACUCAUCGACUCCUUUAUGGACAGUUUAUUUAUCAAUUGUCUUAAUCUCGAAUCAAAUGAAAUAACAGAAAUUUCACCGGGUGCUUUUAAAAAAUUACCAAAUCUUUUUUUAUUAAAUUUAGCCAAUAAUUCCCUACCGACGACAAAUUUAAUUUCAUUUGACUCUCAUCCAAAACUAAGAACACUAAUUGGUGAUCAAAAUUUAAUUGAUAAAAAAAAUUCCACCUUAAGAAUAAAAUCAAAAUUUUCCAAUUUACAACAUUUUUAUUCACGACAAAAUGGAAUUGCCACAUUAUCCCUAGAUAUUGGGGAAAAAUUACCAAAUUUAACACACCUCUAUCUCAAUGAUAAUUUAAUUAAGGAAAUUAAUAUUUUCCCACCAAAAUUAACGCAUCUUUGGUUAUCAAAUAAUUAUUUUAAAAAGUUUAAUGUAACGCAAUUAAAAAUAAUUGAAUUUCUUCAAUUAGAGGGAAAUCAAAUAAAAAUAAUUUGUAAUUCAUAUUGUCAUGAAUUUUCACUUUCACUUGCAAUGGUAAAAAAUUUACAAACUUUAAUAUUAUCUCACAAUGAAAUAAAUGACAUCGAACCAGAUUCAUUUGAUGAUACAAUAAAUCUUUUAAAUUUAGAUCUUUCACACAAUAAAUUACAAAUAAUACGUAAAGGAUGUUUUAAUUUUCUCAAAAAUUUACAAAAUUUAUCAUUAAAUAAUAAUUUUUUACAAAAAUUACCCAAUUUUUCAACGCUACAAAAUUUAAGACAAUUAAAUAUUAGUGAUAAUAAAAUUGAAAAAAUUGAAAUGAAUGAAUUUAAAAAUUUCCCCUAUCUCAAACAAUUGUCAUUAAGUGGAAAUUUAUUGAAAACAAUUGAAAUGAAUUCCUUUGAAAAUUUAAUGGCUCUUGAAAAUUUAGAUUUAUCAAUGAACAAACUUCAACAUUUGCCAAUAAAUUGGUUGACGGGAGUUGAAAAUCUUGAAACUUUAGAUUUAAGGGGAAAUUGUUUUCAAAACUUUGCAAGUUUAUCACUUGACUAUAUGGAAUCAUUGAAAUUGAUUUUUCUUCAAAAUAAUCCUCUAUUAUUUAUGAAUACAAAAAUAAUGGCUAAUUUUCCAAAAAGUGUAACUAUAUAUCUUAAAAAUGAUAAUAAUAUCAAUUGUUUUUUUAAUAAUACAAAAAGUCAUCAAUUGAGUGGAAAAAUUCCUUCUGUGCUAAAAAUUUGAUUAAAUUAGAAUUUAAAUUUUUUCUACACUCUCUUUCUU